CGAUCUCGACCCGGCGGACCUUUUUCCUGCCCCGUCUCCGGCUCGAGGUUGGGCCCUUCGGUCGUUGCAUCCGCUGCCAUCCGCGCCUGUACUUAGCCCGCCCCCCGCGCUGCCGCCAUGCCGCCCAAGUUCGACCCCAACGAGAUCAAAGUCGUGUACCUGAGAUGCACCGGAGGUGAAGUUGGCGCCACGUCUGCUCUGGCUCCAAAAAUCGGGCCUCUCGGCCUGUCUCCCAAAAAGGUGGGGGAUGACAUUGCGAAGGCCACGGGCGACUGGAAAGGACUGAGGAUCACCGUGAAACUGACCAUCCAGAACAGGCAAGCGCAGAUCGAGGUGGUCCCCUCCGCCUCCGCCCUGAUCAUCAAAGCCCUGAAGGAACCGCCCCGGGACCGCAAGAAGCAAAAGAACAUCAAGCACAGCGGCAGUGUCAGCUUCGAAGAGAUCGUCAACAUUGCUCGGCAAAUGAGGCACAGGUCCUUGGCCCGGGAGCUCUCAGGGACCAUCAAGGAGAUCCUGGGAACCGCCCAGUCUGUUGGCUGCAGUAUCGAUGGCAGGCACCCCCAUGACGUCAUAGAUGACAUCAACAGUGGGGCAGUUGAAUGUCCGGCGAGCUAAGGCUGCUGCCCGAAUGGACUCGACUGCAGUUUCUGUAUCAUGAAUCUCGGCAAUAGCAAUUAAAAAUAAGCUGUUGGUCUGGUUCUUCAUGCGUGGAGGUCUGUCUCAUCUUCUGGGUCCUUCCCUCGUGGUCCACCCCUUUCUUGGAUGCGUUAGGAUGAUCGCGCAUAAGAAAUCCGGGACUUGAGAGGAUGCCUCUUUGGGUUGCCUCACCUGAUGUGUAUAUCCUUCACGUUAAAAAUAAAACUUCAGACUGGAAGUUUAAAAAUGUAAA
This is a messenger RNA of Varanus komodoensis (Komodo dragon), 889 nucleotides long. It is a transcript of the gene RPL12, whose product is annotated as ribosomal protein L12. The transcript is spliced from 7 exons. Gene Ontology annotation, molecular function: structural constituent of ribosome; large ribosomal subunit rRNA binding. Gene Ontology annotation, biological process: translation. The record is from RefSeq and is a predicted model, not a curated record. NCBI's taxonomy places the organism in Eukaryota, Metazoa, Chordata, Lepidosauria, Squamata, Varanidae. Gene Ontology annotation, cellular component: ribosome; cytosolic large ribosomal subunit. Bases 118 to 615 code for a protein of 165 amino acids.